Messenger RNA from Sabethes cyaneus, 1561 nucleotides. It is a transcript of the gene Kr-h2, whose product is annotated as Krueppel homolog 2. The coding region runs from base 189 to 953 and encodes 254 amino acids. The transcript is spliced from 5 exons. Gene Ontology annotation, cellular component: membrane; endoplasmic reticulum. Gene Ontology annotation, biological process: membrane organization; endoplasmic reticulum tubular network organization. The record is from RefSeq and is a predicted model, not a curated record. NCBI's taxonomy places the organism in Eukaryota, Metazoa, Arthropoda, Insecta, Diptera, Culicidae.
CAGUAAAUGUUAAUCCUUCGGUGUAGUCAUAUAGAAAUACAGAAUUAUCCAGUAUAAUUUUUAUUGAUCCCGUUAUAAAGUGAUGAAUUUUUCGGAAAAUUUGUAAUUCAAUUCGUGUGUUCCGAAAAGUUUUCCAACGUAAAAGUGUAACACUUUAAGUUUAAAAAAGUAAUUUAUAGUAAAGUACAAUGAGUGAUCAGCAAACACGUGAACAACCACGUGGAGUGGAUGCUUUGAAAGAGCACAUCAUCCUUAACAAGAUCGACACAGCACUAUGGGCAUCCCGAGUAUUAACCAUUAUCUUUGCCUUGGGAUAUGUGAUUCCUAUAUUUGGCAAUCCCACCAACGCAUACUACAAAGUAUUAAUGGCUAAUGCCGCCACAAGUGCCCUUCGUUUGCAUCAGCGUAUGCCAGCGUUUCAGUUUUCCAGGGCUUACCUGCAACAGUUGCUGCUGGAAGAUUCCUGCCACUAUUUACUGUAUUCACUCAUUUUCCUGUAUGCCUAUCCAGUGUUGCUCAUCAUAUUCCCGGUGACCCUGUUUGCAGUUUUGCAUUCCGCUAGCUAUUCGCUGACGCUGCUGGAUACUUUGGGACAAAACUCAUGGUGGGGCGCCCGGCUGCUUAUCUCGCUGGUCGAAUUCCAAACCCGUAACAUUCUUCGGUUGGCAGCAUUUGCUGAAAUCUUCAUUAUGCCACUGGCAGUCGUAUUAGUAUUUUUAGGAAAAGCCGGUAUUAUGACACCACUUGUAUAUUAUCAGUUUCUUGUGCUGCGGUACUCGUCCCGUCGCAAUCCCUACACUCGAAACGUUUUCUACGAACUACGUUUGGUUACGGAAAACUUUGCCAAUGGUGCUCGCACGCCACCGGUCAUUCGUAAGGUGCUUCAGAGCAGUGUUAGCAUCGUUAGCCGAUUAGCACCUCCGAUGCAGCAGCAGCAGCAGCAACAACAAUAGAUGCAAUAGUGGCGGACUUGCAAAGGACAAGUAAUUCAAAUUCAUCGUUUCAACCUAACGGCAACCACUACCACCACCACCAUCAUCAUCAUCGCACGUUCAUGUAAAACAUAUGGCAAUUUCCACCAAGCAUUUGAAGGGGCAGUAUAUGUUUUUGUUAGUUGGUGAAUUGCACCUUGUGGGAGUGUGCUAUUUUUUCAUACUUAUUUCAAUCAUUUAUAAUAGGAUAUGGGGUGUAACGUAUAAGUUGUUCUGUUAACAGUUUUAAAUGAUAGCUUAUACAAACAUAGGAACAAUUUACAAAUAACGCAUAAAGAUAGCAAAAAGAGGAUAUUAGUUUUCCGAUUCUUUGAUUCAUUUACGAUUUACCUUAAGCUGUGCAACACUAUUGACGACCACUAACAUAAAAGAACAUUUGAACACUUGUAUCAAGAGGAGGUUAACUUUACUGAUGUGUUGUAUUUGUUUUCUGUUAUGUGGAGAGCAGUUUGGUUAUAGUGCAACUGAACACAAUAGUUUUACAACGACAAAAGUUCAUGCAAGGUAACGUAGAUUGAUGGGUAAUAAAUGUUUCUAUUUAGGAUAAAAGAGUGACACAUUUCCUACAA